Phyllostomus hastatus (greater spear-nosed bat) is the source of this 2835-nucleotide messenger RNA. Its product is annotated as C-type lectin domain family 4 member A-like. The record is from RefSeq and is a predicted model, not a curated record. The coding region runs from base 143 to 817 and encodes 224 amino acids. NCBI's taxonomy places the organism in Eukaryota, Metazoa, Chordata, Mammalia, Chiroptera, Phyllostomidae. The transcript is spliced from 7 exons.
UAAAGAGGAGAUGGAAAGGAUUUUUUUGAAAAGAGCAGAAGGUCUCGUCUAAUAUGGCUUCAGAGAUCACUUAUGCUGAAGUGAAGUUCGAAAAUGCAUCCAAGUCUUUAGGCACCAAAUCAGAGCCUCCUACGGUAAUAGUAUGCCAUCCAAGAAAAGAGAGAAGAGGAAGAAAAGGAGAAAGACUCCCAAAGAGAAGACCAGCCCUCACAAAAGUAACCCUGGCUUUCCCAAGGUACUCUUCUCCUCAUUGCUGAUGCUUCUGCUGUUAUUGGCAAUCUCAUUUUUUGUUGCUUUCAUCAUUUUUUUCCAAAAAUAUGCUCAGCUUCUUAAAGAAAAAAAGACUGCAAAAGAAUUUAUCCACACAGAAUUGGAGUGUAUGAAAGAAAAUUUAACCAUGGAAGAGAAAUACUGGAGCUGCUGUCCAAAGAAAUGGAAGUCAUUUAGGUCGAAUUGCUACUUUAUUUCUACUGGAAACAAAAAUUGGACGGAGAGUGAAAAGAACUGCUUAAGAAUGAAGGCUCACCUGCUGGUGAUCAACACCAAGGAAGAGCAGAAUUUUAUCACUCAGAACCUGGAUAGAAAGUUUGCUUAUUAUGUGGGGCUGUCAGACCCAGAGGGGAAAAGAGCCUGGCAAUGGGUUGAUGGGACACCAUACAAUGAAAGCGCCACAUUCUGGCAUCCAGGUGAACCCAGUGAUUUCAAGGAACGUUGUGUUAUACUGAAUGCACCUCAGCAACACUCAUGGGCUUGGAAUGAUGUCCCUUGUUAUGGCCGUCACUCGUCAAUUUGCAAGAUGAUGAAAAUCCACUUAUGAAUGGGACACUCUCCAUGAACAUGUGAUUGAAUUGACAUCCCCCAUUGAAGAGAUAGUUAAUUUGCUUUUUAAAAUUCAGGUGAUUCUAAGUGAUUCCAGAGAAUUUUCCAGUAGGCUGUCACCUAUUCAACUUAUGUACACUAAAACCAGUGUACAUAUUCUUUCAUUUAUUCCUUCAUACAGUGAACACCUGUUGAGCAUUUUCCAUGGGCAGACAGUGUACUGGAGAGCCUAUCUGCAGAUAAACAGAGAGAGCAUGAGCCUUCUCUCCUGAUUUUUGUCUAGAUUUUGCUAAGGGGUUAGAUGCUGAUAUAGUAAUAUGAUGUGGUUCUUCCAUCUAUCUGGAAUUAUCUCUUUAUAGGUUGGUCAAAGGCAAAUAAUACCAACCAUUGCAUUCCAGUUCCCUCAGAGAGAUUCAUUAUUUUCACUCAAAACAUAUUAUUUAUCAGUUGGAAUAUAUGUACAUCAAUGGAAAAUAAGUUCCAGCUUUGGCCCAGUUAACAUUCUCUGUUUGGUCUUGAACUGUCAUUCAAUAUCAGAGUACAGGCAUAGGAUUAUCAGCGAUUGAGCAUUGGAUAUUUAGAAUUAGAGAAUUAAAAGUUAUUACUGAUGUAAAAAGAAUAUAAAUGGUGCCACUUUAAAAUGGAGUCAGAGCUGCCAUCCCAAAGCCUUGGAAUGUUAAAACUUGGCAAAAUAACCUUUGGAGUGGACCUAAAGCAGCAUUAUAUCCCAAACCCUUGGCAAAGAUAGCAACAACAACAACAACAAAAAAGCUAUUAUAACUUCCUGACUGAAAAUGAGAUACCUUCUUUAGAAUUAGUAUUAUUAUGUAGUCUGUCUGCACCUCUAGAAAUCCCUUCUGUCUAUUUAUAUAAUGGUUCACCUUACCUUUCUCAAAUACCCCUUACCAUCAACUCCUAGUUGGAACACUAAGUUUCUGCCUGAAUCAGUGCUUCCAGAAUAGCUUUUGGAUCUUAAAAAAAUGUUUGUUGAUUCUCACUUUGGUCUUUUAUUUUUAGGUUAACACUGGUAGUUGACAUAGAUUUAAUUUCAUCAGAUAUUCUGAUACAUUUUUUCUUUAAGCAUUUUAAUUUCUAUGUGUGGACUGCUACUCAAAAUGGCCCCUGGCAUAUUUAUACCCCCCUUUUACUACAGUUCAUAUACAUUAUUUCCUUUCUAUAAUAUAAAAUAUAUGAUAUUUAUAAUAAAGUCUGUAUUCAUUGCUUUAGUAUAGUCAUUGUAAUAGAUUGUGGUAAAGCUGAUUUUCACCUUGGCUAUCCCACUGUGACCUAAAAUUAUACCUUGAUUUUCUUGAUUUAACUGAGUAAUUAUAUUUACCAUCAUUUCUUGACUAUAUGUAACGUUGAGUUAUCUUUAUACUGGCAUGAUUUUAUACAUUAUAUGCAGAAUAUACCAGUUUACUUCCACAUCACAAUUCUGGGAAAAUUUGGGGGAAACUUUAUUUACAAUGAGCUUUCCUCAUUAUUAUUUCAAUAACAUGGGGACAGAAUGUAGGGAGGGCAGAAAGAACCACUUUACCUAAACCUUUGAUUAUCAGCAUAGAAGGUGUGCUUGAACAGGAGUGAAAUGGAGGAUGAUAAUAUUGUUUAGUGCUGGAACUUUUCUCCUUCCUCUACUUUACAUUGCAUGAAUGUGGUUCAGAGCCUAUUUCUUUAAUUUUUCCUAGACACUAUUAAAUCAACAUUGUGUAUAGUAGCUUCUAUGUAAAAUUUGUGUUAAAGAGGGAGUUUAAAUGAAGAAGCAUCUAGUUGAGUCCUAGAAAAUGGGUAGAAUUGUGAAAAAUAACACAAUUAUUUAUAGCCACUAAGUUGUGGGGUAAUUUUGUUAUUCAGCAAUAUAUAACUGAGACAACUUUAAAUUAUAUUACAGUUUUGAACCAAGAUUCUGCAAAAUAUUGAAACAUACUCAAUCACACUGCUGCCUCUAAAAAGAUUAGUAACAAUUUAAUGAGAGUAGAUUAAUUGUACUAGUGAUAAAUAAAAUGUAAUAUUAAAAUG